Messenger RNA from Rosa rugosa (rugosa rose), 1233 nucleotides. RefSeq names its product putative F-box protein At4g17565. The record is from RefSeq and is a predicted model, not a curated record. The coding region runs from base 1 to 1233 and encodes 410 amino acids. Gene Ontology annotation, molecular function: protein binding. Lineage: Eukaryota; Viridiplantae; Streptophyta; Magnoliopsida; Rosales; Rosaceae. The transcript has a single exon.
AUGUCUAUCUCAGAUUGGGCAGAAUUGCCCGACGGCAUAUUGGAUUCAAUUUUAGAGAGGUUGGAGUUGGUGUCGGAUUACUUGCAUUUCAGUCUUGUUUGUUGGUCAUGGAAUUACGUUGCAAAGGAGAGCACCGUCAAGGCUAAGAUGAUGUUACGUUAUAAUCGUCCUCCGAUGCUGUUAAUCUCUAGUUCUACCAAAAAGGGCAAGAAUACUUGGAAUGUAUACAACUUCAUCAAUAAUAAGGUCCUUGAUUUGCAAUUAGAGAUGCCAAAUGUGCGAUUUUGUGGGUCUUCCAAAGGAUGGUUGAUAGCUAUAAGGAAUAAUUUUGCAGUAACCUUAAUAAAUCCCUUCUUUAGGGUUAAAGGCACGAGAAAGAAAGAAAAUUCUAUCAUUCACCUUCCUCCAAUAACCACGGAAUUUCCCGAAAACGAAAAGGACAUCUGGGAGAGAGAGUUUGCUCAUUAUGCGUUCAGGGCUACAAUUUCAGCUGAUCCAAUAUUAAACACAAAUGAUUGCAUUGUUGCUGUCAUAUAUGAGCACAGAUGCCUAUUGGCUUUUAUUAGACUCGGUCAAGACACAAAAUGGACUUUCAUUGAUCAAAGGUGGUUCCCAUUUUAUGAUGUUGCUAUUGUUCAAGAGACGUGCUAUGCUGUUCGUGGUCAACGUGGCGAGCUUUUGUCUUUCGAUAUUGCCACUGGGAACAACUCUAAAACGAAAAAGAAAAUGAGACAGAAUUUCUGCUCUGAUGUAGAACGUGUGGCACCAGCUGUUAGACAAGAUCGUCGAUAUGUAAACACCAUGACGUAUCUCGUGGAUUCAACUCAGGGAAAAUUGUUGAUGGUUCAAAGAGACAUUACUCACAAACCUGGCACACGUGAAACAUUGAAAUUCGAAGUAUAUGAAUUAGAUUUCGAUAAGUUUUGGUGGAAAAAGAAAAAGACCUUAGGCGAUGUUGCAAUCUUUUUGGGGGACAACUCUUCAAUAUCCGUAGUUGCUUCACAUUUUCCAGGAUGUCAGCCAAAUUGCAUAUAUUUCAACCAUGAUUAUGUUAGGAUAAGAAUAAAAGUCGAGGAAUGUGGACCUCAUGAUUUUGGCGUGUAUAACUUGGAAGAUAAAAGUCUUCAUGUUGGUGUGUAUAAUGUUCAAGAUAAAAUGUCUUCACAUCUUUCCAUCUUGUUAAAGAAGACUGAUCGAUUACCAAUAUGGGUUGUGCCGACGUUUCAAAUGUGA